CUCACACAAAACCUGUCUCAUUGAGAUUGUAUAGUAUUACUCGAACGCAUUUUGAGGGUUGUGUCCGAAAAGAACAAUAGCGAUACUCACUUCAAGAACGUCCAAGAUGGAGAUAACCAAUUACGCACAACCUGAUACGCCCAACGUCGCUGAGUCCAAGCGCAAGAUUGGUUUCCUGGAUCUACCAGCUGAGCUCCGCAAUACGAUAUACGACCUACUGGCUACCACCAUUGGACGAAAAGACUACAUGCCGCGAACCCGCUCGGAUGCAGACACAGCGUCAACAAGAUUAAAGUACCUACCGUGGCCCCGUUUGGUGCGCGGCGAUCUGAGCCUUGCGCAAACCUGUCGCCAAAUACGUUCAGAGUAUCUCCCCAUAUACGCAGCCAGCACAAAGGUGCAUAUAUCUAUGCACGCCUUCGCCCUCGCCGCCGAAGACCUGAACGUCAACAAACACGAAAUCUGCAUGCCAGCCAGCCAUGUAGAGCUCAUUGUCCGGCUUUACGGUUAUCAUGGAUGUGGUUAUCGACCGUGCCAUGACAUAGCGCCACUUCUUCGUCUGGCACUACGCCAGCCCGAGCUGGAAUUCAAGUUCAAAGACGAGGAAUGCAUGCGCGAGAAAGUGAUAAAGGGCGAGCAGAGGGACACCAGCGCUUACCUCACCACCCUCUUUUCCUUUCAUACCAACCCCGUCUGGUGUGACUUUUUUACCGACGCUGUGAGGGAGGUGUUUAUGUAUCCUGAUGAUUUCGAAUACGGCCCUAGGAAACGUGCCAAGGUGCAUAUCGAGGUUGAGGAAGAGUAUGGCGAGUUGUGGAUGCAGCGUCGAGGAGCGCGUAGUGGGGGCCAGGACAAGAUUGACGAGUGGUUGCCAACGGUCGGACUGGAGGGUUUAGUGGGAUGGCAUGGGUUGGAGGUUCACUGGGCAAAGGGAUGGUUCGAAGAUUUGUUCGAGGAGUAGGAGUGGGUGUACCUAGGUAUACCUAGAUAAGAUGCGCGUUUAGUGAUACGGUUCGGAGACCGACCACGAGGAG
Messenger RNA from Alternaria rosae, 1034 nucleotides. RefSeq lists its product as uncharacterized. Bases 107 to 961 code for a protein of 284 amino acids. The record is from RefSeq and is a predicted model, not a curated record. The transcript is spliced from 2 exons. Lineage: Eukaryota; Fungi; Ascomycota; Dothideomycetes; Pleosporales; Pleosporaceae.